This is a messenger RNA of Penicillium pulvis, 1536 nucleotides long. It is a transcript of the gene sld2, whose product is annotated as protein sld2. Gene Ontology annotation, biological process: DNA replication initiation; mitotic DNA replication preinitiation complex assembly; DNA replication. Bases 1 to 1536 code for a protein of 511 amino acids. The transcript has 3 exons. NCBI's taxonomy places the organism in Eukaryota, Fungi, Ascomycota, Eurotiomycetes, Eurotiales, Aspergillaceae. Gene Ontology annotation, molecular function: DNA replication origin binding; single-stranded DNA binding. Gene Ontology annotation, cellular component: DNA replication preinitiation complex. The record is from RefSeq and is a predicted model, not a curated record.
AUGGCUGACCAAGCCCUUAAAUCUCGCGACGAAGUCGCAGCGCAAGCUGUGGCUGUUCGGGCAGAGUUGAAAAUAUGGGAGAAAGAGUUUGCAAUAACGCAUGAUGGGAAAAAGGCCGGUCGGGAGGAUAUCAAACAAAGACCCGAUAUUGCUGCAAAGUACAAGGAGUAUGGGCGACUCAAAAAUCUCGAGGCUGCACUUACCCGACGCGAGAACCGCCAACAAGAAGCCGCCGACUCCUCAAGAAAGCGAAAACAUGCCUCCCCCAACGGACUAUCGCGCACAAAUAUUGAGACGACUCCACGCAAGUCGAGCAGGGGCCUAUUUGCUACCCCGUCCCACAAUCGCAACACGCAGGCUCAUCCUUCCCAACUAGACCCUUACGACUCACCAUCGACCUUUCGUCGAUUGUUCAGUCCCAGUACACACCGAGAGAGCUUACCAGCACCUUCGCCUCUGAAACCUGCCAUUGGACCUACACCACAGCGCGAUGGAAAGGCUCUCGGGUUGUUUGACAUGCUAUCCGAGUCUGGUGGGAGCCAGGCAACCCCGUCAGCAAAGAGACAAAAGGAUGUGUUAGCGGCAGGAUUCCGAACACCCUCUAAGCCGAAACUUUUUGAUACUAUUGCGGAGGCGCCAGAAGAAGAAGAGGAGGAAACAUCAAGACUCUCACGGACACCAGCCUCCUCAACUAAGCAAUUCUACCUCGCGAAUCUCUUUGCAACCCCUACAACGAUGCGCUAUGCGGCCAUGGUCGAGGCCGAGGACAACAACAUUGCACAAAACAACCCCCGGAAACCGAGGCUGCAGGUUCCCAGCACUCAAACCCGUCGGGAACACCCUCUUUUCUCCGUCGCUCUAACUCCGGACGGUCUUCGGGAAAUGGAAGAGGAGCGCGACGAAGACGAGUGGGAAAUGCUCCGCGAGAUCGAGGAAGAGCAAGAAGGUUUCCACUUCGAGGUCCCUGAGAGCCAAGGCCCCGUAGCGGACAAGCAACAACCUUAUAAAAAGAAGGGUCAGAAGCGGACUACGAGGAGAGUCAACAUCCGACCAGCCAUUUCCAAGCCAAAGAAACAAGAGGAGCUUUAUCCGGAUUUGUACGAAGAGAGCGAUGACGAAUUGGCUGCGGUCCCGGAGACACAAAUCCCUGAAGUCCCUAGGGAAGUUCCAAACAUUAUUGGGGACGAAGAUGGACAUGAUGAUGUUGCCUCUCUGCAUUCCAUUUCAGAACCCGGAUCCGACUACGAGGGUGACACUGACGUGGACUCGGACGGUGACCCCGAAUAUGGGGAGAAGGCUAAACAUCCACCUCGACCGAAGAGCUUCUCGGAGCGCAUUAAAGAAGCGGGUUUGAUGGCUAAGCCAACUGCCAUGGAACCUCCAGCUAAACCUGCGGCAAAGCCAGAAGAACCCGAGAAAGAGAAGAAGCCUCGGGACCGCAAGAUUAACCCUCAGGCCCAUGCGAACUAUCGAUCAUUGAAGAUCAGGAAUAGGGGAGGGGCUCGUGGUGGUGGCGGGCGGUUCCGUAGGCGAUGA